CCUCACUCCACUAAAUCUUCUGAUGUUACAACUUUUUUUGAUAGAAAUCAUCCUAGGCUAUAUACGCUCUUAUAACAAUUAGAUUUUAUAAUACACCUCAUAUGUAAAUAAUUAUAUUCUACUAAAUCCCUCCAAAUGCGAAAACCUUACAUGCGCAUUCCGUAUACGGAUGUUCUAGCUUCUCCUACUAUCAUACCUCAAACCGCAAAUACUAUAUCAGGAGCAAUUGCUGCUUUACAAGAAUUCUUCAAACCCUCUAUCACGAAAGGAUCUCCGUCUACGGUAGUGCUAUCCGGGGCCGGCAUAUCUGUUGCUAGUGGACUUGCGGAUUACCGAGGGCCCAAAGGCACAUAUCGAGUGAACAAAACCUAUCGACCCAUCUAUUACAACGAGUUUCUUCAAAAUCACGAAGCUAGGAAACGCUACUGGGCUAGAAGUUUUCUUGGGUGGACUCCUCUUUUGAAGGCGAAGCCCAAUGCUGGCCACUACGCAGUGAAACACUUAGGCGACUUGGGACUAGUUCAAAAUGUGAUUACGCAAAAUGUGGAUUCUUUUCAUCCCAAGGCCCAUCCCCAUCUACCGACGAUUGAACUACAUGGCUAUCUAAGAUCUUGCGUAUGUACGUCAUGCCAUGAGGAGCUACCUCGGGGUACGUUCCAGAAUGAGCUAGCUAGGUUGAACCCUGCUUGGGCGGCCUUUCUGCAAGAGAUUCUAGCCUCCGGUGCUCUGGAUACAGAAAAUCCGGAUGAGAGGCGGGCGAAAGGGCUAAGGACGAAUCCCGACGGCGAUGUUGACCUCCCAGACGCACCAUACACCACUUUUCGUUAUCCUGCUUGUCCGAAAUGUCUUACGACUCCACCGGCUAUCGCCGAUGGGACCCGGGCGAAGGUCGAGGUCGAUGCAGAUGGCGCGUGGAAGUCAACAAGCACAGCCGGUAUUUUGAAGCCGGCCGUGAUCAUGUUUGGGGAAAACAUACGUGCACCCGUCAAGAUUGCUGCGGAACAGGCUAUCGAGGAUGCCGGGAGUUUACUUGUCCUUGGAACUUCUCUUGCGACCUAUUCUGCAUGGCGACUAGCAAAGAAGGCCAAGGACCGAGGUAUCCCUAUCGCCAUUAUCAACUUUGGAGGCGUCAGAGGUGAAGAUGCAUUUUUUGCCAACCUUGACCCAUCACAAGGGGGAAGACUGGGUGUGAGGGCAGAAUUAUCUACCGACGAAUUACUGCCAGCCCUCGUGGAGCAACUAAGGCAAUCAUCAGGUAAUAAGGCAGCCCAGACAACCCGUGACCAUACAGUUGAACAACAUGGUGCUUCAGUUUUCAAAGACAUGAUGUCCUAAUCCUGUUGAUAGCCAUAAUGUAUAUAUUGACACGUACAAUAGAACAUGUAGCUUAGAAGAAAUUUGAGUAAACUCCCGUCUUUGUGUUCUUUUGUGUUUGUAUUUGCGGCUCGUCCACGAUGAUAGCCUCGGCCUUCGCAAAAGUGGGGGUGGAUUUCGUUUUUUCGGCCGUUUUCGCAUUUUUGACGAUGUCGUCGCAUUCGAGUUCUUUUAAAGCCUCUUCCCAUUCCUUUUCUUUUUCUGCAUCACCAGUGCCCAAUGUCUUUUCAACAUCCACCUCUUCACCCCUCUGUAACUUUUCUACAACUUCGCGGAGUAGGCCAAUGUGGACCUCGGAUCGUCUCAUAAAAGUAUCGAAGUCCUUCCUUAGAGCAAUCAUUUGAAUAGACAUGGACCCAAUGAAGAGGAAAAUGAUAAUAAAGAAUGUUGCCGGAUUCCAGUCCUUCGACUUCGACUUUGGCUUCUUCUUUACGCUCCAAUCGACUGAUUGUUCGGAACGUCCACGGCGGAAUGGUUUUGGUAUCAUGCCUUUCCAAAAGGAUGGUUGUAAUACCGAUGUGGCCGAGCUAGCAUGUCGAGUGAUUUGGUGCCUGUAAACAAAUACAGACGUUAAAGCUGCCGGUCGAGCGCCCGCAGUAGCUUUUACAGCACUGCGCCAAAUUAAGCUCUCCAUGUUGAAGGGACUGAUAUCGUGGUUCUUGAAAAGAAAUAAAGUGGAUGUUUAGCUAAUAAAAUUGAUGUAGC
Hypoxylon trugodes is the source of this 2079-nucleotide messenger RNA. RefSeq names its product DHS-like NAD/FAD-binding domain-containing protein. The transcript has a single exon. The record is from RefSeq and is a predicted model, not a curated record. NCBI's taxonomy places the organism in Eukaryota, Fungi, Ascomycota, Sordariomycetes, Xylariales, Hypoxylaceae. Gene Ontology annotation, molecular function: NAD+ binding. Bases 136 to 1335 code for a protein of 399 amino acids.